AUCUCAUACGCUGGUUAUGUGGGAAGUCGAAUGAGAUAUAGAAAGCUCUCGUUUUUUUCCUUUUUUUUUUGUUUUAGCUUUCACAUGUGUUUUACUACUUGACUGUCUCACUGUUUAUAUAUGAGAUUGAUGAUUUUUUUCCUUUUCAGUUGGAAGUUGGAUUUUGCUGUGAUUUGGGUAGCCUGGAUUUUGGAUCUUAUCUAAGAAUGGAUUUAUCUACUCAUUCUAUAGUUUCUAUGGACUUAGUUAUAAUAAUAAAACAUAAAUCGCCCAAUCCACCGAUUUUCCUUGCAGUUUGCAUGGUUAGUGAGCUGUUAAAAUUGUCCCCAGUCUCAAAAUAGUGAGUGUAAUUGGUUGGUAUGGCUAACUCUCUGCACCUAUAACCUGCAUUUCUGAGAAUUAUUGUUCGGAAAUAUAUAUUGGAACUUGUAUGUAAAGUUGUGUGGUUGUAUGCAUCUAGAAAAUGAGACAAUUAUUUAGAAUGAAUAUAACUUGAAUAAGAUCAUGCUAGUGAAAACUUGUUUUUCUUAUUAAAAUGGUAAAAGUUAAUGUUUAAUUCUAAUCUGUAGAAUGGUUCACAAGCUAUUGGCUGUAAAUGAUAUUGGGCAGUGAUCUGGUCUAGUUCCUAGGAAGAAUCCUAAAUCUUUAUUUCAGUGGCUGCAGUAUGUUAUCUUGCCAUAAAUUGUUAAUGUAGCUUAGAGUUGUAGCAGUUGGAUGGUCUAUUGAUUUUGGUUGGCAGCUGAGAUUCUGCAAUUAUGCUAAUCCAAUAUUUCAUUUAUAUGUGGUGUUGAAGCAUUUAUGUCAUGUUCUUAUUGUUAUUCUGAAUGAGAAUAACUGCUUAUUUCUUGUAUGGAGUAUUAUUAUCGUUAUUCUGUGGUGGUUGGUCUUAAACACAUAAAUUUUUUAAGUGCUUAUAAAUGGACACAAAAGUCCAUUUCAAUAGCUUUGUGCCACUGGGGGAUCAUGGAUUCGAACUGCAUUGCAAUAGCUUUGUGCCACUGUGGGAGAGUUCAAGCUCUCAAUCAUGGCAGAAGACUUCAUUCUGAUUUGAUUAAAACUGGUGUUUUGAAUAACGUGUUCCUUGCCAAAAAUCUGAUAGCCAUGUAUGUAGAUUCUUGUCAUCUGAAUGUUAACGUAGAUAUUAGAUAUUAUAUUAUUCCGUGUUACCGUAUAUACUCAAUAGUUAUUCUUACCACGUAUAGAUGCUAAUAGUUAGGAGUUAUACGUCAGCUGUUACCAUAUGUAGUUCUUACCUUGAAAAGAAUGGGGAUUGCCCUACUCAAUGAGAAUGAUGCUGCGCACAUAGCAGACAAGUUUUUCCAAAGCUCUCUCAGUAUUUUCAUGAGUUCAUAGUAUUUUGACACUGAAAUAUGCACACAAGGUGUUCAAUGAGAUGCUUGAAAGAAAUGUCGUUUUGUGGACCCCCAUGGUCUCUGCGUAUGCUAGUAGCGGAAGACCUCAGGAAUCUCUUGGAAUAUAUAACCAGAUGUUAGAGUUUGGUUCAGAGGAACCCAACCUGGUGCUCUUAAAGCAUGUGGCCUGGCAGGUGAUUUGGAAUUGGGAAAAUUAAUUCAUAAUAGAGUUUCUGGAGGUGAAUUCCAGUUUGACAUGACAAAGAAGCCCAAUCAAGGUAAGUUCAAAGUGUUGAAGCAUUUGUUAUUCUGAAUGGGGAUAACUGCUUAUUUCCUCGUAUGAAGGAGUAUUGUUGUUAUUCUAUGGUGGUUGCUCUUAAACACGUGGAUUUUUUAAGUGCUUAUAAAUGGACAUGAAAGUCCAUAUCAACAGCUUUUCGCCACUCUGGGGAAUCAUGGAUUUGAACCACAUUGCAAUAGUUUUGCGCCACUGUGGGAGAGUUCAAGCUCUCAAUCAUGGCAGAAGACUUCAUUCUGAUUUGAUCAAAACCGGGGUUUUGAAUAACGUGUUCCUUGCCAACAAUCUGAUAUCCAUGUAUGUGGAGUUUUGUCAUCUGAAAUAUGCACACAAGGUGUUCGAUGAGAUGCUUGAAAGAAAUGUGGUUUCAUGGACCACCAUGGUCUCUGCGUAUACUGGUAGUGGAAAACCUCAGGAAGCUAUUGGAAUAUAUAAUCAGAUGUUAGAGUUUGGUUCAGAGGAACCCAACGGGUUUAUGUACUCUGCAGCUCUUAAAGCAUGUGGUCUUGCGGGUGAUUUGGAAUUGGGAAAAUUAAUUCAUAAGAGAGUUUCUGGAGGUGAAUUCCAGUUUGACAUUGUUUUGAUGAAUACCCUUUUGGACAUGUAUGUCAGAUGUGGAAGUUUGAGUGAUGCCAGGAGUGUUUUUGAUGAGAUUUUGUGCAAGAAUGCAAUUACUUGGAACACAAUCAUUUCAGGGUACUGUAAAGAAGGUUUGAUGGAAGAGGCGGUGGAUUUGUUUCAUCAAAUUCCAGAACCAAAUGUUGUAUCCUGGAACAGCAUCAUUGCUGGUUUUGCAGAUAAUGGAAGCCAUCUUGCAUUAGAUUUUGUGUACAUGAUGCACCAAGAUGGUCUUAAGCUUGAUGGAUUCACAUUGCCUUGUGCUCUAAAAUCGUGCUGUAGCCAUGGUUUCAUAGCUUCUGGGAAACAGAUUCACUCAUAUGUUGUUAGGUCAGGUUAUGAGUCUGAUUAUUUUUCUGUAUCAGCUCUUGUUGACAUGUACUCAAAUUUUAAUUUAUUAAAUGAUGCAAGAAAGCUAUUUGAUCUAUACUCUGGGUGUAAUGCUUCUGCUUGUGAUAGCUUGGCACUUUGGAAUUCUAUGCUUUCUGGAUAUGUUGUUAAUGAGCAAUAUGGAGCGGCUCUCAAGCUGGUUUCACAAAUCCAUCAAUUGGCUGUAUAUUUUGAUUGCUACACUUUUGGUAGUGCUUUAAAAGUCUGCAUCCACUUAUGUAAUUUAAGACUUGGUCGUCAAGUGCAUGGUUUGAUUGUCACAAAUGGGUAUGGGUUAGAUAAUGUUGUUGGAAGCAUUCUUAUUGAUCUUUAUGCAAAGCACGGAAAUAUUAGGGAUGCAUUAGGAUUAUUUCAUAGGCUUCGGAAGAAAGAUAUUGUAGUCUGGUCUGGUUUAGUUGCAGGGUGUGCUAGAAUGGGUUUAGGCUCACUAGCCUUUUCCCUUUUCAAAGAUAUGGUCAAUUUGGGUCUUGACGUAGAUCAGUUUGUUGUUUCAAAUGUUCUGAAGGUUUGUUCAAGUUUAGCAUCUAUUCGAAGUGGAAAACAGACUCAUGCUUUCUGUAUUAAGAGCGGAUAUGACACAGAGGAGGUUACAGUAACAGCUCUGAUUGACAUGUACUCAAAAUGUGGUGAUAUUGAAGAUGGGUUAGCUUUGUUUGAUUCUAUGCCAAAAAAGGACACGGUGUGUUGGACGGGGAUAAUUGUGGGAUGUGGGCAUAAUGGAAGAUCAAUGGAAGCAAUUAAAAUUUUUUGUAAGAUGGUAGAGUUGGGUCUGAAGCCAAAUGAAAUUACCUUUACAGGUGUUCUUUCUGCCUGUAGACAUGCUGGCUUUGUUGAAGAGGCGCGGACCAUAUUUCAGUCCAUGAAAACAGAAUAUGGAGUGGAACCGCAAUUGGAGCACUAUCAUUGCAUUAUUGAUCUUCUUGGCCAAGCUGGAUACUUCAAAGAGGCAGAAAAACUGAUUGCUGACAUGCCUUUUGAGCCCAACAAAGCCAUAUGGUGCUCGUUGCUUAGGGCCUGUGGAAUCCACAGGAAUAUGGAACUGGUUAAUAUAAUUACUCAACACCUUCUUGCAUCCUCACCAGAAGACCCUUCAGUAUAUGUGACACUUAGCAAUGUUUAUGCAACAUAUGGAUUGUGGGAUAGUUUAAGCAAGGCAAGGGAAGCUGUCGAGGAAGUGGGCAAAAGAGAAGCUGGAAAAAGCUGGAUUGAGAUACCUGGCUAAGCAAUCCAGCUUUACUGCAUUGCAUGGUGCAACUGGGUUGUCUAACACUAGAACCAAGUCCUAGCAUGUGUGUGGAACAGUGAUAAUCCGUGUUUAAAGUUAAUCUUUAUAUGGCAAACAACCCUAUCUCAAGAUUUGGAAAUAUCACAAUGUAUAUGACUUUUGGAAGUAUCUGGAAAAGGAGAUGAUGCUUGGUAGGUCAAUUGACAGAGAUGCUGCAUUGCAGUUAUGGGAGUCUUCUGGCCCUAGUGGUUACAUGAUUGUUGAGGCUAAUGGUGGUCUUAAUCCACAACACACUGCGAUAUGCAAUGCAGUGGCGGCAGCCGGAAUUUCGAUUAUAAAGUUCGUUCUUAAUGCUUAAUCAGCCCCAAAAAGCUGCUGCUGGUGGGUUUCUAGGUUCCUGUUCAUCGGGUGCAGAUAUGAGUCUCAAUGGAAGGAAAAACAUUGUUUCAAACUUCUAUUUGAUCUAGCUAAUUUUUCUGAAAAUUUUGCUGCAACAAGGAAAAAACAGUCCUUCGAAAUUUCGAAUUUACUGAAAAAUUCUUGAAUCUUUUGGAUCUGUAGGAGGUUGGAUUGCCUCGAAACAAUCCGUUGUUUAUUUUCCUUGAAUACAAUUUAUCAGUCUUAUUCCACUUCAUUGAAUA
Messenger RNA from Carya illinoinensis, 4524 nucleotides. Its product is annotated as pentatricopeptide repeat-containing protein At4g08210. Bases 1760 to 3880 code for a protein of 706 amino acids. Gene Ontology annotation, biological process: RNA modification. Gene Ontology annotation, molecular function: protein binding; RNA binding. The record is from RefSeq and is a predicted model, not a curated record. Lineage: Eukaryota; Viridiplantae; Streptophyta; Magnoliopsida; Fagales; Juglandaceae. The transcript has 4 exons.